Hirsutella rhossiliensis is the source of this 1968-nucleotide messenger RNA. RefSeq names its product n2,N2-dimethylguanosine tRNA methyltransferase domain-containing protein. Gene Ontology annotation, biological process: tRNA N2-guanine methylation. The transcript has 2 exons. The record is from RefSeq and is a predicted model, not a curated record. The coding region runs from base 1 to 1968 and encodes 655 amino acids. Gene Ontology annotation, cellular component: nucleus. Lineage: Eukaryota; Fungi; Ascomycota; Sordariomycetes; Hypocreales; Ophiocordycipitaceae. Gene Ontology annotation, molecular function: RNA binding.
AUGGCCGACUCGGAGGCCCCCGUCGACGUCGUCGAGCAAGACGGGAAACAGUUCCGACCCAUCAAAGAGGGAAAGGCGACAAUCCUGGUGCCCCUGACCGCCAAAGCCGACAAGAACGGAGCAAGCGGGCAGCAGGUCUUCUACAACCCCAUCCAGCAGUACAACCGCGACCUCUCCAUCCUCGCAAUCAAGGCUUACGGCGAGUGGGCUCUGGAGAGACGACCGCAGGGACAACGGCCCGCCAAGCACGGCAAGAAGAGGAAGCGCGGCCAUGAGGAUCCUGCCCCGGCUCCAGCUCCGGCCCCUGGGCCAGAGCCCCAGUCCGAGUCGGGACUCCAAGAAAACCAAGCAGCAGCCGUCAGCCAACCCGACAAGUCACAACAGCCCCUACCAGCAAAGGAGCACAAGCCUUCCUUCAAGAUUCUCGAUGCCCUCUCCGCCUCGGGCCUCCGCGCCCUACGAUAUGCGCACGAGCUCCCCUUUGUCACUUCGGUGACUGCCAAUGACCUCUCCGCCUCGGCCGCUGCCUCCAUCAGACUUAACGUGGAACACAACGGCGUCCAAGAUAUCGUCGCCGUGACCAACCAAGAUGCCCUCGCCCUCAUAACAAACAAGUUCGACGUCGUUGACCUCGACCCCUACGGCAGCGCCGCCCCCUUUUUCGACGCCGCCAUUCAGUCUGUUCGAUUCGAUGGCGGCCUCUUGUGCAUCACUUGCACCGACAGCGCUGUUUGGGCUGGGCACAGCUAUUGCGAAAAGACGUUUGCCCUGUACGGGGGCAUUCCCGUCAAAGGCAUGCACGCCCAUGAGGCCGGCCUCCGCCUCAUCUUGAGCGCCGUCGCCACGGCCGGCGCCAAGUACGGUCUGGCCAUUGAGCCGCUCCUGUCACUGUCAAUUGACUUUUACACAAAACUCUUCAUUCGCGUCUCCAGGUCACCACAAGCGGUCAAGUUCCUCCCCGCCAAGUCCAUGGUGGUGUACAGCUGCGAUCAAGGCUGCGGCGCCUGGGAGACACAGCCCCUCUUGAAGAGUAGGCCGGCCGAGAACAAAAAGGGAAGCGGCUUCUACUACAAGCAUGGCAUGGCUUUGGGGCCUACCGCAGAUCGCUUCUGCCAGCACUGCGGCUUCAAGACGCACCUCAGCGGGCCCAUGUACGCAGGCCACAUCCACUCCCAGGAAUUCAUCCAGCGCAUCCUCGACGAGAUCCCCAAGGCGUCCCCCGAAGUGUACAAGACGCUGGCAAGACUGGAGGGUAUGUUGCGGACUGCGUUGGAAGAGUUCAUCCCGGGGCCCGAGCCCCCAGCCGGCGUCGACCCCAAGGAAGCAGAGCUGGCGACUGUCGAUCACUAUCCCUUCUUUGUCGUCCCCGGAAAGGUGAGCAGUGUUGUCUCUUGCGCCACUCCAAACGACGACUUGUUCCGCGGCGCUCUGAUGCACCUGGGCUAUCGGGUCGGACGGAGCCACUGCCGGGCGGGAAGCAUCAAGACGGACGCGCCUUGGUCGACAAUAUGGUGGGUGAUUGCGGAGUGGAUACGCCAAAGGUCUCCUGUCAAAACGUCCAAGUUUAAGCCACCCAUGGCCGGGUGGAAGAUACUGCACGACGCCGGACUUCUGGGGCAGCAAGGUGAAGGAGCCGGGGAGUGCGCGCAAAAGAGCGAGGAGAAGGAGAGCCUUGACAUGAAAAUGGAGGAGGACGAGAAGGAGAGUAGUGACCUGAAAAUGAAGGACGACAAGAAAGAAAGCGGUGACGCGGAGAGGAAGGGCGCCGAGGACAAGGAGCAGCAACAGGUCAAGGAAGGCCAAGAACCCUCCGAGGCAAUGCCCAACGAGAGCGAUCUACGAAAGACGUUGGUCUUCAACGAUGCCCUGGCCAGGCUGGGUCGUCAAAGGGAUUCGCAGCGCUACGUGCGGUACCAAAUGAACCCGCAGCGUAACUGGGGGCCGAUGACGAGGGCAAAAGCAAACUGA